Messenger RNA from Ochotona curzoniae (black-lipped pika), 831 nucleotides. Its product is annotated as olfactory receptor 7A10-like. Gene Ontology annotation, biological process: G protein-coupled receptor signaling pathway. The transcript has a single exon. The record is from RefSeq and is a predicted model, not a curated record. NCBI's taxonomy places the organism in Eukaryota, Metazoa, Chordata, Mammalia, Lagomorpha, Ochotonidae. Bases 1 to 831 code for a protein of 276 amino acids. Gene Ontology annotation, molecular function: olfactory receptor activity; G protein-coupled receptor activity. Gene Ontology annotation, cellular component: membrane.
AUGUAUGUGAUAUGUGUGAUUGGGAAUCUGCCAAUCAUCCUGGCCAUAUUUUCAAACACCCACCUGCACACACCCAUGUACUUCUUCCUAGUCAACCUGUCAUUUGUGGAUGUCAGCUUCACCUCCACCACUAUCCCGAAAACGCUGCUAAACAUUCAGACGCAGAGCCAAGUCAUAAGCUAUGCUGGCUGCAUCACACAGAUGUUCUUCUUCAUAAUCUUUGCAGAAUUAGAUGAUUUUCUUCUGGGCGUGAUGGCCUAUGACCGGUUUGUGGCCAUCUGUCACCCCCUACACUACAUGGUCAUCAUGAACUCCAAUUUCUGCAUGCAGCUCGUUCUAUUAUGCUGGACUAUCAGUGUCCUGUAUGGCUUGCUAAACAGCUUGCUGAUGCUGAGACUGAGCUUCUGCUCACACAUGGAAAUCCAACACUUUUUCUGUGAGUUGAAUCAGGUGGUCCAACUUGCCUGUUCUGACACCUUUCUCAAUGACAUCAUAAUGUACUUUGCAGUUGUGCUUUUUGGGGGUGGUUCCUUGGCUGGGAUCCUGUACUCUUACUCUAAGAUUGCCUCCUCAAUCCGUGCCAUCUCAUCAGCUCAUGGCAAUUAUAAAGCCUUUUCCACCUGUGCCUCUCAUCUCUUGACCAUUUUCCUGUUUUAUGGCACAAUCAUAGGUGUUUACUUCAGUGCCAGCACUGUCCCAAAUUCUGCCUCAACUGCAGCAGCCUCAGUGAUGUGCACUGUGGUCAUUCCCAUGCUGAACCCCUUCAUCUACAGCCUGAGGAACACAGACAUGAAGAAGGCUUUGAAAAGACUGUUUUUCCCUAAUGCAUAG